AUGGCAGAUCUAGGAGCGGAGAACCUGGAAAUGUUGUCGAGCUCUUCAACUGUAUCCAAAGUGGAAGAAAAUGUUCAAAGGCAACACAAAAAUCCUGUUGUUUCCCAGGGCGAGGGCAUUGUCAUCCAUUUAACUUCACCAACAAACAGUGAGGACUGGGUAAAUUUAGGAGAAAAUGGAUCAGCCUCUUCAAAAGCUGGAGAGAAUGUUGGAAGAAGUCUAACAGUGGAUAAAGAAGGAAUAUCAGAACUGCAUAUUCCCUUUUCUGACGAGUGCCUAAACUUACCAUUGCCAGCUUCAUCCCUGCCUUCUUCCCCUUCUGUUGCUGGAUUUUUAGGUGAAUUAUUUUUCCCAUUAGUAUCAUCUUCUAUGUCAUCUUCAUCAAACUCCUGCAGUUCUUCAGAAUCAACACCUUUCAUGAGCCUAGUUAAAUCUCUGUCUGCAGAAACUGAAUCCAGAGAUACAUCUUCCCUGAAACCGAAGCCUUUGCUAAAUCUUGUUAAGUCUAUCUCAACUGAAAUUUCACGCCAUGAGCCAGAGGUUGCACAGUCAAAAUCAGACUCAAAGCUAAACAUGCAUCUUUGGCGCCAGUUCACACAACCCAAGGGAAGAAAUGGUGAUUCAAAAACAGCUCCACCAUCACCUCUGCUUUCACCCACUGAGUGUAAAAUUAGUUUUUUCAAAGUCCCUGAAGUAGAAGCCAAACUGGAGGACACAAAAAGAAAACUUUCAGAGGCUAUACAAGAACCUUUGAAUAUGCUAAGCAAGAUGAUAGGAGAAGAUAGUGCUGGAAGCCCCAAAUUUCGACCGUCACCAUCAAAUACGUGUGGCGCUGACUCCUUCUGUGAUGCCGGACCUGAACAUUGUAGCAAUGAUUCAGGAAGUAAGAAUGCAAGAUCUGGACUUGAGAAGUUCAGAAUGGAGAUACUUAAAUCAGAAAGGAAAGAGAGUGGAAGGCCACCUAACACACAGAGUUCUCCAGGAAAGUGUGCAAAAGGAAAGCAGAAGAAACAAUGUCUAUCCUUUACCCCGAGUGAUGGGGACAACAACGGCACUAGGUAUGAGAUAUGCUCAAAUGAAGAUGUGUUACAAAUUAUCGAAACGAAGCCCAGUCAGGACAAUACAUUAUGCAGUCGUGAACCAACGUUUUCCUACUCAGACAGAACCCUGACUCCACAGUCUUCUCCUAAAGUGCCAAGUAAAACUCUGAUAUGUUUUGCCACUCUUGCUUACAGCUAUUUUGUAUUGCCAUUGCCAUCGUUCUUCUCUGGCCUCUACUUAGGACUUGCCUGUGGAUUUAUGAUUGGCCUGCUAGUUAUCUCCCUGCACACACCUAGGACCUUGCAAGCUACCCCUGUCGACCUUCAGAGUUACGAAAAUCUCCAAUACGGAAACAUAAUUAGGGAACCCAAGGACCCUGAAGUGGUGAAGGGCUGGAUGAAUGAAAUCUAUAGCUACAAUCCUGAAACCUACCAUCCAUCCCUGACGUUUUCAGUCUUUGUGACACUAGAGGGUACCGCACUGAAACUCUCGUAUCCAAGAAGCAACAUCCCUCGGCGAGCAACCUUUGAUGAAGGCAAGCAUGAUGUGAUUUUCAUCAGCCAUCGAUCCUGUGACCUUGCUGAUAGCAAGAUUUUCCUUGUCCCACCUGGCCUUGCAAAGAAGAGAAUGUGGAAUAAGAAAUAUCCCAUCUGUAUUUUCCUCAGUGAGGCUGAGACCUACAAAUCCAAAUGUCCUGGAGACAGAAAAAUGAAGACGGAAAUAGAUAUUGAAGAUUCAGAAAUCACACAACAGAGUCUGACAACGGAGUUCCAGAUGAGAGCACUCAGAGAGGGCAGGGAAAAUACACUCUUCCUCUUUGGAAGAACAGGAAGAGAAAAAGAAGAAUGGUUUAGAUAUUUCCUUCUGGCAUCUAGAGUACAAUCAGAGGACAGACAGAACCACAGCAGAGGUCUCACAUCAAAUCUUGCCUCCAGCCCAUCAGGGCAAUUGAUUUACAGUGACAACAGCAGCAGAGGCAGCACAGAAGACCUGACCUCCCUUUUUAAAACUAAGGACUUGGCAGGAAACAUUCGACAGAAGAUCCUUCUGGACUACAACACUUACGUGUCAAAACUGACCGGUUCUGACAGCUGCAGUCCAUUGCUGAGCCCCAGCCAAAGCACCACCAGCAGCCCUAUCAAAAGCCAGAUGCCAGUUUGUGGGGAAUCCCAAGUAUCCUGGAUAAAUGCUUUGAUUGGACGGAUCUUCUGGGAUUUUUUACGGGAGAAGUACUGGGCGGAUCUAGUUGCUUACAAAAUUCAGAAGAAGUUGAGUAAAAUUAGGCUGCCAUAUUUUAUGAAUGAACUUACCCUCACUGACUUGGACUUGGGAACAUUGUUACCGGCAAUCAUCCGCACUUCCAGCCCAUCAAUCAAUCAAAGAGGGCUCUGGGUAGACUUGGAAAUUGCAUACCAUGGAGCAUUACAGAUGACACUGGAAACCAAGAUGAAUCUGUGUAAGCUGGGGAAAGAAUUGGUCCCAGAAGGGAUGAAUCUGGUUGACAGAAAAACAGAGAGAUCAAAGCCCCGGAGCUUGAUACUGACAGACAGCGAUGAAGAAUCUUCAAGUGCUGGUUCUUCAGACGAAGAGGAAGUAUCUACCGCAGAGCUGCAAGGAACCGCUGUUGACAAAUUAGGUCCACCUGGUGUGGAGGGUUAUAACACAGGAAGCAGUACCAGCAGGAAGAUUCUCAAAUUUGUGGACAAGAUUGCCAAAUCAAAGUACUUCCAAAAAGCCACGGAGAAUGAGUUCAUCAAGAAGAAAAUAGAGGAAGUGUCAAACACUCCACUGAUUCUGACUGUGGAGGUUCAAGAACUGACGGGAAUGCUAGCUGUAAAUAUUCCACCUCCUCCUACUGAUCGAAUAUGGUACUGUUUCCGGACACCACCUAGACUAGAAUUUAAGGUGCGACCCAAGCUAGGUGAACGGGAAGUAACCUUCACGCAUGUGACAGAAUGGAUUGAGAAGAGAUUGCAACAUGAGUUCCAGAAAGUUUUGGUGAUGCCAAACAUGGAUGACAUCUACAUUCCUGUCAUGCAUUCAGGCCUUGAUGAACCAGGCCACUCCAAGCAAUCUCCAGCAGAAAUCACAAGACAAGCUUCCCUGACCGAUACUAACAACUAG
Messenger RNA from Hypanus sabinus (Atlantic stingray), 3165 nucleotides. It is a transcript of the gene tex2l, whose product is annotated as testis expressed 2, like. NCBI's taxonomy places the organism in Eukaryota, Metazoa, Chordata, Chondrichthyes, Myliobatiformes, Dasyatidae. Bases 1 to 3165 code for a protein of 1054 amino acids. Gene Ontology annotation, cellular component: endoplasmic reticulum. Gene Ontology annotation, molecular function: lipid binding. The record is from RefSeq and is a predicted model, not a curated record. The transcript has 11 exons.